Suillus fuscotomentosus is the source of this 885-nucleotide messenger RNA. Its product is annotated as thiolase-like protein. The record is from RefSeq and is a predicted model, not a curated record. NCBI's taxonomy places the organism in Eukaryota, Fungi, Basidiomycota, Agaricomycetes, Boletales, Suillaceae. Gene Ontology annotation, biological process: fatty acid biosynthetic process. The annotation marks the transcript as partial. The transcript has 5 exons. Gene Ontology annotation, molecular function: 3-oxoacyl-[acyl-carrier-protein] synthase activity; fatty acid synthase activity.
GUCGGCAUUUCUGCAGAGCUACCAAGCGGUCCUCGUGGAACAAGCAACCUUGACUACCCAUCAUUCUUUGACUUCCUCAUGAACGAGUGCGAAGCCUACGAGAAAAUCCCGGGCGAUAGAUUCAACAUAGAUGCGUGCGGAGUCAAUAUCGAUGAAGUGGCUGCCACACAUGGCACAUUCUUGAAAGAUUUAGAUUUAUUCGAUCAUAUUGAAUUCGGAAUCAGCAGUAAGGACGCUAGGACGAUGACGAUUGGAACGCGAAAGCUCAUUGAGCUGUCGUUCCUGGCCUUAUUGGACUCUGGAAUUGAUUAUCGAGGAAAGAACAUUGGCGCUUACAUGGCAAGUGUCGCCCAUGACGUUUGGAUGAUUUCCGGCGAGGUUGGUUAUACCUCCCGUGGUUCAUUGGCAUAUUUCCCUUCAAUGAUUGCCAAUCGUGUGUCAUACCACCUGGACCUACGUGGACCUUCCAUUCCAACCGAUACUGCAUGUAGCUCCAGUCUUUCGGCCUUCCACCUUGCUGUUCAGGCUGUACGCAAUGGAGAGUGCGACGCGGCGCUUGUGGGUGGUUGUCAGUUUAUAGAUUGGCUGGCAUACAGUCAAGGUGGGAUUCUCGCUCCAGAUGGCAAAUGCAAGCCUUUUGAUGCCUCUGCUAAUGGAUUUUCUCGAGGAGAGGGUGCCGUUGUGGUGGUCAUAAAACCGCUUGACAAGGCUCUCCUCGAUCAUGAUCACAUCUAUGCUACUGUGCGCUAUCUCUUGAUGAUACAUAGAUUAUCGUUCUCAUUUUUCACAGAUUCUAGGUACUGGCAUCAAUUCGUCCGGUUCACUCGCUCCUGCAAACUCCCCUGUAGCCUAUGCUCAGAGAGAUGCAAUGCGGAGAGCCUUUAG